CAGAGGGGCUGACUCCGCUCCUUUGGAGUCGGUUGGCAUUUGGUCAUUGCCUUGCUGUAUUGGCUCAUAUGAGAGUAACAAUAACAGCAAUUGUGUUAAUGCCUUUAUUAACAAAACAACUUCUGUUGCUAAUUUCCAGUUAGUUUCAAUAAUUAAAUAAAACAAUGCCAAUUAGAAUACGCUGUUUGCAAGAUACUGGUCUGUGUUUGGGUUUAUCCAGGUACAGUCAUCGGCAUGCUGUUGUUGAGGUUUUCACCAAUGUGUUGCUGCUGUAACUGAAGUCACAUCUAUCUUGACGAAUAUUUCAUUUCCCCAAUCAUGCUAUUAAAAUCAGAGUGUUUUUACCCUUUCAUUCCUAUUUUCUCUUUUCCAGUACCAUCAUGACAGCUGUGGCUACGUCCUGUUUACAAAUUGCUCAUAGUUGCAUUUUCAGUAGUCCUCGUGGGUUUUGCUUUCCCCUAAUAUGGGCAAUUAGGAGGAAAUAUUUCUCACGAGCAUGGAUAUGCUCUUCUUGUAAUGACAGAGUCCUGCAAUGCAGGAAACAGAGCUGCAUGGUGUCCAUGUCCAUGAUUUCCUGAUGUGGGAAAAAAGUGUGGAAAGCAUCUGGAGAGGAGAACCCCUUUACCAGCUUGUUUCCUGUAAGCGAAAUUGGAAGACCUUGUCUGUGCAAAUAGAUUUCAAAAUAGAGUCUGCCCUUUGACUGUCUCCAUAAUUACACAGCUCUCUCUGUAUUUUAUUUGGCUGCCAGAGCAGUUAACCCCUGGAAGUAAGGGGCUGAUGAUGGCGUGACCAGCACGGGUAUGCAGACAUGACCAUCUGAAUACACUCUUGUUUGAAGAAGUCUGUUGUUAAGACCUCGUUACAAUAUACUUUUACCAAAUUCAAAAAUUAUUAUGUGUUGGGUUUUGUUGAUUAAGAUAUGUUACAUCCUUAACCUACAGGAAAUGCAGAGGUAUUAGUUGCAAAAAAAGGAAAAGAAAGAAACAGAAAAAAAGUUUUUUUGUGGCUUUGAUGUAAUCAACAUCUGUCAACAGAAUGAAUUUGCUUUUGUUUAAUUUCAAGGGCUCUUGUCCCUCUACUUUGCCCAAUCAGUUUCAACUUCUGCCUCAGGCAUUUCCCUAUGUUGUUCUUUUUUUUUCCCUUUUUUUUGAGCAAAUGCACAGGUUAUUGCCUGUGAAAUGUGAGCUGUUCUUCUGCUACACAGGUUACACAGAGUUGGAGAGAACCUUUAAUCUUUCCCAUCUUAUUUUUGAAGCUGUAAUGCUUAAAGGGAUUACAAAGUCGGUGUUUUAUUAGGCAGAAUUGCAAUUACAAGUACAUGUCUUUUAAACCACAGCCAUGACUUUGGAUUGAAAAAUGGGAACAUUUGUUAAAUAAUAAAUAACAUAGUGAAAAGCUAUGUAUUCUUACCUGGUCACAUUGGUUGGAUUCCACAUAUUAUUAUUCAUAAUGAUUUUUAGUACCUCACAUUAAACUUUAUUCCUCUGAAGUUUCAGCAAAAUGAAUAUUUGCUUUAAGAAGCAAACUUGUGAUAUAAUAUUAAAAUUACCUGACAAGACAAAUUACAGAUCUCUAGUGUUUUACCCCUAAUGCAUAUAUACUGAGAAAAUUUUCAUGGUCGUUCUCUUUUCAAGUAAAAAAAAAUUAAAUUAGGUGUUUUAAUAUUAGUUCUCUGAACAAUGCUUUUGUCUUUAAUUGUUCAUAUAUAUUAAGUAAAAUUUACUUUAUCAAGAGCAAGUUGAUUUUAUUUCCUACAUCAGUUGGUUGUUAAUUCUUGUAACCCUAAAUAAUUUUAGUACUGUGCUUCUGUUUAUACUAUGACUAAAUUACUUUAAAGUAUAUUAAUUUUAUUUCUUGGCUCUUUUUAAGGUAUACUCUUGUAUUUAUUGUGUCAGAGAACUGUCAUGAAUUUUUUGCUUUGGUAGCGUUUGCUAAUUGCUUGGAAAUUAGAAAACUUUCUUAAAUGAAUACCAAAAGAAAAGGUUGCUGACAAUUACAUUUGAUGAAUCAUGUGGCUGAGCAUUUUUUUUACAUGGCCACCCCACGCUUCAUUCAUUGAAAACAUAGCUGAUAAAUUGUUGUAACUGUUAAACAAGGAGCAUUAGGAAAUGGCUUAUGUGAGAGUUCAUUUGCAGUAUCUCCCUUUAAAAAUACUUCUUGACCAGAGGAAAAUCACGUCUAAAUGACUAAAAUCAACUUAAUUAAGGGUCAUUAAUAGAGAUACACAUGAAAAACUCUCUGCUCUGUUAGUGAAAUGGGAGCAUUCCAUUAUAUGGUGUAGCAUGCAUGAACAGAUAACAAUUAAAAUAGACCUAGAGUAAAAGGCUAAUAAAUAUAGGGCACAUUGUGCUGCAAAGUCAGUCACUUAAAAUGCUCCCACCCAUCAUCAUACUUGAAUUCUGUUUUCAGCCGCUUUGGCUGAGUCUUUUAAAAGAAAAAGAAAAUGUAACUUCCACACAAGAUAAAUUCAUCUGGUAAUUCACAAAAGCUCACAGUGCAUAUUUAUGUUAUUAUUACAAAUGAAGGUCUGGAAGCUGUGCUGAGGAAUCCAGCGGCUCUGGCAGGACAUGCGUACAUACGGAUUGCACAGUGUGAUUCACUGUCGAGUCAGAGGAGCAGCUGACUGUAAUUUUCUGUGCUCAGCACAUCGUAUCUGCUGAUGUGAUUUGAGUAACGCUGGUAAUAAUUCUCCUUAUGGCAGCUGAUAGUCAAUAUUCUGUUACUCGUGGCGAGUGACGUAGCCUUACUGUUGGGAGAGAAGCAGCGUGUAAAGGGUCAGCUUUGCAUCCUGGCUGUGCUGCUGUGCUACCAGCUGCCCGGCUUCAAACUCUGGGCUCGCUCCGAUGGCUGCAGUUUCCACCGGGAGCUGCACAAAUCCCACACUUAUGAACUAUGUUAUAGUAAUGAAUAUAUGCAGAAAGCUUAACAAAAAGCAUGUGCUUGAGUGCCAGUGUUGCAGCAGUCAAUAAGGCACUGAGAAAAGCUUUGAUAGGUGUAAGAGAUGGGAAGGAGGGAAUAUCAGAGCCAGACUUGUUCCUGUCUCCAGUGAUUGAUGAUGUCGCUAUAUCAAAUUAGCAGUGAAUAUAGGAGCUUAAAAAAUAAAAGGAGCUGUAGCAACAUUAGGAAGGCCUUCUUAAGCAAGGAAGUGUGUGGAUGCAGUCCAGAUUUUCAUUAUAAAACAGUAAACUCAUAUUUUAAUGUAACUUUAUUUUAUUUUAUUUUUACUUUGUAGGAGAAUGUUUUCUGUUGUGAUUUUUUAGAUUUCAAAUAAAGGUUUAGUUAUCCUGUGUUUAUAAUUCUUGCGAUGUAUUUUAGGACGCAUAUUAUAGUAUGGUGAUAUUUAUUUGGUUGUCGUAUUUCACCUGUUCAAGAAGUAGAUAUUUUCGUAUGUGUCUGGUUUAUAAUGAGUAGUUAGUAGAAUAACAACAGACUACGGUACCUUAUUAUCCUGUUAUCUUGUGACAACACUUACAGUGUGUCUUUGGGAGAGCAGAGGUAAAAAUUUUAUUCAAAAUAAAAAGAUGUCCUUUCUGAAUGUGGGAUAGUCAAUAGGUGUGCACCCAUGAAGGUAAACUGGUUUAAUGUAUUUAAGGGCAUAUAUUUGGGACAUUUGGAGUUUUUUUGCUCAAUAAUUGACAAGCACACUUGCACCUUUCCUUCGCCAGUUGACUUUUACACAGUAGACUUGGUACCUGGGCAGCGUGCCGUGCAUCAAAGAGCAUUUGAAAUACACGUUCAUGUAUUGCCGUCCACAUGGACUUCAGCUGAGCGCAUGAGUCUUGUGACUGGCUACCAUGUAAUCUUUUCUUGGUGCAAUCCUAUCCACCUGCACAGGCAGUCAAGCAAUCAACAGCGAAGAUCCUUAUUUUUUCAGGGACAAAGAAAUGCUGCUUAUAGUAUAGUUUGGCCAGCCAUGGUUUCUCCAGCACACCCAGUUCCUAAGCACAUAAAGAAGCCAGACUAUGUGACGACAGGCAUUGUACCAGACUGGGGAGACGACAUAGAAAUUAAGAAUGAAGAUCAGAUUCAAGGACUUCGUCAAGCUUGUCAGUUGGCCCGUCAUGUCCUGCUUCUGACUGGAAAGGCCUUAAAGGUUGGCAUGACAACUGAAGAAAUAGAUUCCAUUGUUCAUCAUGAAAUAAUCAGACAGAAUGCCUAUCCGUCACCUCUGGGCUAUGGAGGUUUUCCAAAAUCUGUUUGUACUUCUGUAAACAACGUGGUAUGUCAUGGUAUUCCUGACAGUCGACCUCUUCAGGAUGGAGAUAUUAUCAACAUUGAUGUCACGGUAUAUUACAAUGGCUACCAUGGUGACACUUCUGAAACCUUUUUGGUGGGCAAUGUGGAUAAAUCUGGUCAAAAGUUAGUGGAGGUUGCCAGGAAAUGUAGAGAUGAAGCAAUUGCAGCUUGCAGACCAGGGGCUCCCUUCUCUGUAAUUGGAAACACAAUCAGCUCCGUGGCGCAGCAGGGAGGCUUCCAGGUCUGCCCCUUCUUCGUCGGCCACGGCAUUGGCUCGUACUUCCACGGGCACCCCGAGGUGUGGCACCACGCCAAUGACAGUGAUUUGUUAAUGGAAGAGGGAAUGGCGUUCACGAUAGAGCCAAUAAUAAUGGAGGGAUCUCCCGAAUUUAAGAUUCUGAAGGAUAAAUGGACUGCAAUUUCUGUAGACAAUAAAAGAUCAGCACAGUUUGAACAUACCGUUGUGAUUACCUCAGAGGGAGCAGAAAUCCUCUCUAAAGUGGUGGAAGAAGGCUAAAGAUUGAGCAAGGUGGAGAGACUCGCUCUGCUUCUGGGAUUUCCAGUUUCACUUGGGACAGAAAGGAAGUUUCUGUAAUUUCUGUGGGGAAUGGGUGCUGUGUAAGCCACUUCAGGGGACAGAAAAAGCAGAUUGGGAGGUCAGCUGUGGAUAUAGUCCUUUCUGUGUGUUGCCUGGUGAGUAUUUAAUAAAAGUUCCUUGGCUUGAUUGUGACCCUGGAAAUCGCCAUGUACCGUCUGCAAGUGCAAAGGGUUUGGGUUAUUUGGGGUGAGGGUCAGAGAGCCCCUCUCUUCCAAAUCCUGUGUGGGACAAACAUGUAUUGGAUGACACAGUGCAGCUGGGAGGACAGAGGAACAUAGUAUUUUCCCUUUAUAGCUGAGGUAUGGAGUCAAUUUGUCUUCACUGCAUUUAGCACAGUGCUGUUUCCCAGGCUGUAACUUCUACUAAGAUGGUAAAAAGUUUCUGGAGGGUGGCAGGCAGAGACUGCAGACUCUUCCCUGCAGCCAUCCCAUCUCUCCCUCUUCCUGCCUCGGCUAAUUUUUCUUUACACAGCACAAAAAGUGAUAAAAAUUAGAUGCGAAGUGUGCUUCUCUAGAGAUCAAUAAUUGCCCUGCUUGAAGAAUUAGCCGGUUUGGGGUAAUCACUGCUCUGCGGUACCCA
Messenger RNA from Cuculus canorus (common cuckoo), 5413 nucleotides. It is a transcript of the gene METAP1D, whose product is annotated as methionyl aminopeptidase type 1D, mitochondrial. The record is from RefSeq and is a predicted model, not a curated record. Gene Ontology annotation, molecular function: metalloaminopeptidase activity. The transcript has 10 exons. Gene Ontology annotation, biological process: proteolysis. The coding region runs from base 3563 to 4753 and encodes 396 amino acids. Lineage: Eukaryota; Metazoa; Chordata; Aves; Cuculiformes; Cuculidae.